AUGACGGACGACUCCCUGAUCCAACGGCUCUCAGACUAUCUGCUCGCGAGAAUCCUCCAUCUCGCCUCUGCACCCGGCAGGUUUCACUUCCGAACCAUGUUCGAUACCGUUGCGCGCAUCGAAUGCUUUACGGAGGAAGGUCUUUCGCGCUUCUUCCAGGGAUGCACGCGCCUCGAGGACCUCUAUCUCGAGUCCCCGCCGUGUCUGCCCGCCAUUCCCGCCGCCAUCAGCGCCCUCACUUGUCUCGCUCACCUACACCUCGCGGCGCACUCGCACCGCCUCCUGGACUCCUUCACGUGCUUGCGUGCGCUGCGCACGUGCGUACUGCACAUGCCCGCCCUGCAACAGCUACCUCUGGGCUUCGGCAACCUCACGUCCCUCCAGUCCUUGCACCUCGAUGCAUGUCAAUCUCUCUCCUCACUCCCGGAAUCCGUUGGGGAGCUCACUAACCUAGACCGCCUGUCCAUCAGCGGCUGCAGCAGCUUCCGCCUGCCGGAGUCCUUCCCUGCACUGGCAUCGCUCAGGGAGUUGAAGGUGAAGCGGUUCCAGGUGCUCUCCCGACUACCGGAUGAUGUGGGGCGGCAGCAGGCGCUUGAGAGCGUGGUGUUGGAGGAGGUGGGUGGCAUCGCAGGCCUUCCUGAGUCCUUGGGGUACCUGCAGCGCCUGCACUCCCUUUCCAUCGACCACUGCCACCACCUCUCGUCUCUUCUCACCUCCCUGCCCGGCCUAUCAUCACUCGCACAUCUCCACCUCAACGCGUCGAAACUCUCGGCACUGCCAGAUGUCUUCGGGUGGGCCUCGAACCUCCGAUCUUUUAGCUUAUUCGCCGGCAGCUUCACACUCAUGCCUGACUCCUUACCUCUCGCCGCGGCCCUGCAGCAGCUGGCGCUUCACAAUCUGCACUCGCUCACGGCUCUUCCUCGCGACUUGGGAAACCUCACGAGCCUGCAGGAGCUGGAGAUUGUGGAGUGCAGCGAGCUGGUGGGGCUGCCCGCCUUGCUGUGCCUGCUCUCGUCCCUCACACGCCUCACAGUCACUGAAUGCCCUGCACUGGCAGCGCUACCACAAGCCAUGGGCCUUGGCCUGCACAGUCUACAAGAGCUCACUCUCGACUGCAAGAACAUCACCCACCUGCCUCCGUCAUUCUUCAGCAUGGCCUCGCUUGAAGAGCUGGGCAUGUUUCACCUGGCGUGCGUGAGAGGGCCCCUGCCAGACGGCUUCAGCCGCUUCACACGGCUGAGGGAGCUCUCUCUCGUUGCCAUGCCACACCUCACGGCCCUCCCGGCGUCGCUGGCUGCCCUCGCCCCCGCGCUCACCAGCCUCACGGUGGACGGCUGCAGCGGGCUAAGGGACGUGGCGGAGGGGCUCAGCCGGCUGACAAUGCUUGAGUCGCUCACCAUCACGCAUUUACAUAGCUUGAGAUCACUCCCGCGGUCGUGUUAA
Messenger RNA from Closterium sp. Naga37s-1, 1443 nucleotides. Lineage: Eukaryota; Viridiplantae; Streptophyta; Zygnematophyceae; Desmidiales; Closteriaceae. The record is from the annotation of a GenBank genome assembly.